Messenger RNA from Megalops cyprinoides (Indo-Pacific tarpon), 1636 nucleotides. RefSeq names its product calcium/calmodulin-dependent protein kinase type II subunit alpha-like. Gene Ontology annotation, cellular component: cytoplasm; neuron projection. The transcript is spliced from 18 exons. Gene Ontology annotation, molecular function: calmodulin binding; calcium/calmodulin-dependent protein kinase activity; ATP binding. The record is from RefSeq and is a predicted model, not a curated record. Bases 164 to 1633 code for a protein of 489 amino acids. Gene Ontology annotation, biological process: protein phosphorylation. NCBI's taxonomy places the organism in Eukaryota, Metazoa, Chordata, Actinopteri, Elopiformes, Megalopidae.
ACUCCAGAGAUCGGGAAAGUGAUCGAGAAGCUCCUUUCAAAGGCUGGCUCGCACAAGCCCCGUCCGCAACCUCAACAAAACAGCGAGAAGAGCAAAAAAAAAACAAGAACAAAGAACUGCAGAGAACGCACACCGCACAUAGAUCCUCCUCACAGCCUCCAGCAUGGCCACCAUCACCUGUACACGCUUCACCGAUGAAUACCAGCUAUUCGAGGAGCUGGGCAAGGGAGCCUUUUCAGUGGUGCGCAGGUGUAUGAAGGUGAUGUCAGGACAGGAGUAUGCUGCCAAGAUCAUCAACACCAAGAAGCUUUCUGCCAGGGAUCACCAGAAGCUGGAGAGAGAGGCGAGGAUCUGCAGGCUACUGAAGCAUCACAACAUCGUGAGGCUCCAUGACAGCAUCUCUGAGGAAGGACACCACUACCUUAUCUUCGACCUGGUGACAGGGGGAGAGCUAUUUGAGGAUAUUGUGGCCAGAGAGUACUACAGUGAGGCAGACGCCAGCCACUGUAUCCAGCAGAUUCUGGAGGCUGUUCUCCACUGCCAUCAGAUGGGUGUGGUCCACAGAGAUCUCAAGCCCGAGAACCUGCUACUGGCUUCUAAGUCCAAGGGGGCUGCGGUCAAGCUGGCAGACUUCGGCCUGGCCAUCGAGGUUGAAGGGGACCAACAAGCGUGGUUUGGCUUCGCUGGCACGCCGGGCUACCUUUCCCCCGAAGUCUUACGCAAGGAUCCGUAUGGCAAAGCUGUGGAUCUGUGGGCAUGUGGUGUUAUACUGUACAUCCUGCUGGUGGGAUACCCGCCAUUCUGGGAUGAGGACCAGCACAGGCUGUACCAGCAGAUCAAGGCCGGGGCCUAUGAUUUUCCCUCCCCUGAGUGGGACACAGUCACACCUGAAGCCAAGGACCUCAUCAACAAGAUGCUGACCAUCAACCCGGCGAAGCGCAUCACUGCCUCAGAGGCCCUCAAACACCCCUGGAUUUCGCACCGCUCCACUGUGGCGUCCUGCAUGCACAGACAGGAGACCGUGGAGUGCCUGAAGAAGUUCAACGCUAGGAGGAAACUGAAGGGUGCCAUUCUCACCACUAUGCUGGCAACACGGAAUUUUUCAGGAGCGAAAAGCGUGGCCAACAAGAAGAGCGAUGGCGUGAAGAAAAGGAAGUCCAGUUCCAGUGUCCAGCUGAUGGAAUCAUCGGAAAGCACGAACACGACCAUCGAGGACGAGGACACCAGAGUGAGGAAACAAGAGAUCAUUAAGGUGACAGAACAGCUUAUCGAGGCCAUCAGCAAUGGAGACUUUGAGAGCUACACAAAGAUGUGUGAUCCCAGCGUGACGGCAUUUGAACCCGAGGCCCUGGGCAACCUGGUGGAGGGGCUGGACUUCCAUCGAUUUUACUUUGAGAACCUGUGGUCGAAGAACAGCAAGCCAGUCCACACCACCAUCCUGAACCCCCACAUCCACCUGAUCGGGGAGGAAGCGGCCUGCAUUGCCUACAUCCGCAUCACCCAGUACAUCGACACCAACGGCAUGCCGCGCACCGCCCAGUCCGAGGAGUCCCGCGUCUGGCACCGGCGCGACGGCAAGUGGCAGAUAGUGCACUUCCACCGCUCUGGGGCACCCUCCGCCAUCGCCAAGUAGCUC